This is a messenger RNA of Nothobranchius furzeri (turquoise killifish), 5633 nucleotides long. It is a transcript of the gene plekha7b, whose product is annotated as pleckstrin homology domain containing, family A member 7b. Gene Ontology annotation, molecular function: protein binding. NCBI's taxonomy places the organism in Eukaryota, Metazoa, Chordata, Actinopteri, Cyprinodontiformes, Nothobranchiidae. The record is from RefSeq and is a predicted model, not a curated record.
CUGCGCUUUGAUCUCCAUGUGGGAACCAGUCUGGGUGCUCUGAGGGAGGGUGUUGCUCACUUUGGGAUCCGUCCCCUUUAAAAAGCACGCUGCCCUGGCGGUGCGGGUAUAAUCUGGGCUCCAUGGAGAAAGUCUGCGGAGCAGAAAGAGAGAGAAGGGGGGCCACUAGCCGAGCCGGAGCGGAGGGAUCAUGGCGGCACCACUCGGACGGGACACCCUACCUGACCACUGGUCCUACGGAGUUUGCAGAGACGGACGCGUCUUCUUUAUCCACGAUAAAAGUCGCAGCACUACUUGGCUCCAUCCACGCUCAGGCGAACCAGUUAACUCGGGGCACAUGAUCCGGUCAGAUUUGCCAAGAGGAUGGGAAGAGGGCUUCACAGAGGAAGGAGCCAGUUACUUCAUCAACCACAACGUGAGGAGCACAUCGUUUCGGCACCCUGUGACUGGACAGAUUUCCCCUGAUAACAUUGAGUAUACGUUACAAGACAGGAUAGAGUCCCGCAUGUCCAAGCCAGCAGCCAAUCAGAGGUCUCCCAGCAUGGUCACAGAGUCCUCAAAGACUGUGACUUCAGCUGCAGCAGAUGGAGCAGCCUCGGGGUCAAAGGGCUUUAGAGUGACAGGGAAAGUGCACAGCUUCGGCAAAAGGGAUCACGCUAUAAAAAGAAACCCCAACAUCCCAGUGGUUGUGAGGGGCUGGCUCUACAAACAGGACAGCUCUGGAAUGCGACUGUGGAAACGGAAGUGGUUUGUUUUGUCCGACUACUGCUUGUUUUACUACAAAGACAGCCGAGAGGAAACCGUGCUUGGCAGCAUCCCUUUACCCAGUUAUGUCAUUGCUCCAGUUGAGCCCGAAGACCACAUAAACCGCAGAUAUGCUUUCAAGGCGAGCCAUACUGGAAUGCGCUCCUACAUUUACAAUAAGAACUCUGUGAUUGGCUCGCAGGCAGAACACUGCGGGAUGCGGACGUAUUUCUUCAGUGCGGACACACAGGAGGACAUGAAUGGCUGGAUCCGGGCCAUGAACCAGGCUGCGCUAAUGCAGCAGAGCCACACUGUAAAGAGAGACGUAGAGAAGUCUGCACAGCAAGCAGUUCCCCAGACCAACCACAUCCACGUCGCCCAGAAAUCAGAAAGUGUUCACAGCACGAACAGAGAAGAAGCUCUGCGUGAUGAGGGUACGUACGGAUCAGACGUCCAGGGGAGGUCCAUUCAGUCGACCCAACAGGAAAAAGUAGGAAGACUGUCUCCGGACACGUCCGUCCUCAAAAGUGGACAGCCGACUGUCAUCCAAGUGGUUCUGCCACCGGAGCAGAAUGGAAAUGUUGUCUAUCAGAGAGGUUUUGUGUCUCGGAUGGACUCUGGGAAGCACGUUCAGAGGAAAAAUACGCUGGCUCAGGUGGAACAGUGGGUCAAGGUUCAUAAAGGGGACCCAACAAAAAGCGCUUCCCCUGCGGAGUACAACCUCCCUCGGCGCACUCCCCCUUUAAAACCUAAAGCCAGCACAACAGAAUCCACCUAUCACUCGCUACCAAAGUCUCCUCGUCUGCUGUCUGGCAGCAGCUCUCCUCCAACGUCCAGCAACCUGCCCAGUGACUAUAAGUACGCCCACGAUCGGCUGAGCCACUUCCGCAUGUCCACCGAUGAGCGAAUGGCCUCCAAGGAAGGGAUGGUGUGGCAGCUGUACGAGUGGCAACAGCGGCAGCAGUUCCGUCAUGGCAGCCCCACUGCCCCCAUUUACACCGGCCCCAGCUUCACCGAUGCCUCAUCUUUCAGAGUUACUGUAGAGAUGCCCCGCUCCAUUUCUGUCCCUCCAUCGCCGUGUGAAGUCCCACCAUCAACCCCGCCUUCCUUCAAACCCCUGUCCCCGCGCAGGCCACACACACCCUCGGACAGACGCACAAUCAGGCCCCUGGAUGAGAUGGGACCUGGGGACAGUACAAGAUCCAGCUCCCCUGGCAACAUUUGUUCCCGUCUCUCACAGACUUCCCAGUUGGAGAGACGGUCUGUGCCGGCGAUGGGCUACAUCACACACACAGUCAGUGCUCCUAGCCUGCAUGGGAAGACGCCAGAGGAGCUGACUCUGCUCCUCAUUCAACUUCGGAGGCACCAGGCCAAGAUGGCUGGUGUGCAUAGCCCCAGCAAUGCGUUCGCUCACCUGCAGCGCCACCAGCACAACGGCCUUCUGGGCCACAGCAUGCAGGCUGAUGAUACUUACAUACAACUGAAGAAGGACCUGGAGUAUCUAGAUUUGAAGGUGACUGGACGAGAGAGUUUGAAAAAAGAGAGACCAUUGAGGCCUGUGAAAAUAGCAGAAAGCGAUGCGGAUGUGAAAUUAAGUCGACUUUGUGAACAAGACAAGAUUCUUCAGGAGCUAGAGGCCAGGAUACGUGCUUUAAAGGAAGACAAGGACAAGUUGGAGUCUGUACUGGACGUUUCUCACCAGCAGAUGGAGGAAUACCGAGAUCAGCCAGCUCAUGCUGAGAAAAUUGCCUAUCAGCAAAAACUUUUACAAGAAGAUGUGGUCCACAUCAGGGCUGAAAUCUCCCAAGUCUCCACAGAGAUGGAGAAUGCAUGGAAUGAGUACAACCAGCUGGAAAGAGACGUAGACUGGUUAAAGUCAGCUUUGCAGAGUCAGAUGGACUGCUGUGAUCUACCUCAGCAGGAAAAGGUUUUGAUCAGAAAAGAGCUGUGGAGGAUUGAGGAUGUGAUCGCCGGUCUCAGCAACAGUAAAGCCAAUUACAGAGUAACCAUCUCUUCUGUUACUAAUCCAGAGAGAAAAAUUGUGCCUUCAGUGUCGGUAUCAUCAGUGCCUCCUGUGUCUGGGAACCAGUCUGCUACAGAGAUGAGAUUGUCCCAGCAGCAGCAUCACACCCCCCACCUCAGCCCAAGUAGCCAUGUCCCCACCCUUUCCUCUAGUCCCACGCUGCAGUCAUUACACCACUCUGCAACCGUCUUCAGUGGGUUCAAAUGGAGUGAAGAUGUGCCUCCUAGACCUCCUCUACCUCAGCUCUACAAUUUUGAAGAGCAUCCCCCUGCUGUGCCACCGUUGCCCCGGGAGACAACAGUCAUCAGACAUACAUCCGUACGUGGCUUAAAACGGCAAUCAGAUGAACGCAAACGGGAUCGAGAGGUCGGCCAAUAUACAAAUGGAGACAGUAAGGUGGAACUAAGGCCUUUUCUGAGUGAUCCAGAACUCACGGGAGCUGGAGAUGGCUCUAGUCACGUCAGUGUUGUAGCUUCUGGGCAUGUUGGAGGUUACCAGACAUUACCCAGCAGAGGAGUAGCUGGCUCCUCACUUAGGCUGAAUCAUUCUUCAAGCAUCUCUUCAUAUGUGACUCUCCGGAGAGCAACCUCAGCAGCCGGUGUAAAGGAGAGACCGAAAAGUGCCUUGGAGCGUCUGUACUCUGGGGAGAAGAUGCAGCCGCAGCAGCAGAUGGGGAAGAUGAGUGCCGAUGAGCAGCUAGAGAGGAUGAAGAGGCACCAGAAGGCCCUCGUCCGCCAGCGCAAACGAACCCUGAGUCACGGAGACCGCCACACAUCUUCGUCAACCCGAUCCUCUUCGUCGCGUCCCCUUUCAGCGGACUUGGGUUCAUGGAAGAGAGAGCAGGAGUUUGACCUGCAGUUACUGGAGAGAGCAGUUCAGGGGGAGGAGGCUCAGGCAGUUAGGAGCGUCCAGGGUGAGGAAAGGCCUCCUGAGCACAAAGAGAGACCGCGCUCGCACUCUGAUGAAUGGCUGACCUUCCACACUGCGAACACAUCGCCCCCCACCAAGGAGGUCGACUUAGAGCCACUGGACUACGACCUGGACCUGAACAAAGAGCUGUCCAAACCUCAGAAAGUGUUGAUUCCAGAGCGCUACAUAGAUUCAGAGCCAGAAGAGCCACUCAGCCCUCAGGAGGUGGAGGAGCGGCAUCGGAAGGUUGAGCGCAUCAAAAGCAUUUUGGCCAAGUCCAGCGUGCAAAACUUAGCGCCAGCGGUGACUGUGGACAAACCCGACGUGGGUUUGGUGGAACUGGACUCAGCCUUGCAGGAGCAGGAGAGGAUCAUCACCAUGUCCUACGCUCUCGCCUCAGAGGCUUCGCUCAAGAGCAAACUAGUAGCAGAGUCUUUUAGGCGGGAGGAAUCGCUUGAUGAGGCCAUUUUGUGUGCUGAUCAAUGACCCAGUCAAACUCGGCUCUCCAUCUGCAUGCCUCUGCUGCCGCUUUGAACGUAGCUCUGAACCUGCAUAAAAGACGCCACGCUCACAUCUCAUCUCUUUCAUACUCCACAGCAGACAGGCGAGUUAAUUUUCACUUGAGCUGCAGCAGAUUGUCAGUCUGUCUGCCUUAUUCACACACACACACACACACGCUCACAAGUAUAUCUGUCACACACGGUAACACUCAAGCUGUCAGUGUGUGUGGAAGCUUAAUAUGCACAGUGAAGCAAAGUCAACAAUUAUAACAUUAUUUCCAGCAUAGAGAAAUGCCAGAGAAUAUAACUGGUGGCAUCUCGUCAGUGCAGACUGAAUCAAUGACUUUCUCUCCCUUUGGUGUUAAAGUGAGGUCUGCUGGUGCACUUUCAAACUCAUGAAUUUAAAGAAGAGGCUUUUCGCAGCAGUGUGCAUGACAGACUUCAGUGCUGCUGCCAUGAAAGAAGUAAUAUUCAUCAUGGCAAUUACACAGCGCCUAUUACAAAGGUGCCUGUGAUUGUCGGAUCUGCUAUUCGAAACAGAGGAAUAAUUUGGCCUUUUGUGACAACAUGUCAGGGAUAUUAAGUAGCUAAUUUUGUGCAGGUAACUGAUAUAUUCUGGGGAAAUAAAUCUGUGAGUUGUGUCUCUGAAUAUUAAUUUUUUUUUUCCUCUUAAAAGCAAGUCAACCCCAAAUCAACUUUUUGGCUGAUAAACUAUAUAAAUGAGUGUCUAAUCAUGCUGAAGACAUGUGUGGGCCCUCUAGUGCAUCUUAGUUAAAAUUAAAAUCAGUUUAAAUGCAUGCUUAGUGAUGCAUUGAUCAAUAUUAGCAUUAGUAUUAAGCAGUUGUUAAAACUGUUUUUGAUAAUUUAUUAAUGCUUAAUAAUAGACUAAGUAACAUUAAUAAGGGGACCCAUGUUGUAAAGUGUUACCAAACACUCUUACUUUCUAUUCAACUUCUUUUUGUUCUUCUAUACUUUAUAGGCCCCUCCCUAUUUGAGCGAAAGCCUCCAUUUCUACCACCCCUCUCGUGCUCUUAGGUCUGCAGAUAAACUCCUCCUCACCGCUCCUAAGGCGUGUUUGAGGGCUCGCGGGGAAAGGGCUUUUUGUAUCUGUGCCCCAAAACUUUGGAAUUCACUACCCUUUCCGGUUAGACAAGCACCCUCUCUUGCCAUCAUUAAAUCCAGUGAAAACACAUUACUUCUCCACGGCCUUCGACUCUUAUCAUCAACAGCUUGUCGUGGCUCCUUCCACUGUAGUUUUCCCAUCUUAAAUCUGUGGUCUGACUACUUUUAAUAAUUGUAUUGUUUUUGUUUGUAACCCUUCUUUGUUGCCUUAUUUUUAAAUUGUUUUUAUGACGCAGCUAUUUUAUGCUUUUGUUGUUUUAUUUUGUGCAGCGAUUUAGUUGGUUGUAAUGCCACGUUGAAAGCGCAUUUAUAAAUAAAAUGGUAUGGUAUUAUGA